AUGACUUCCUACAGCUAUCGCCAGUCGUCUGCCUCCUCGUCCUUCGGGAGCCUGGGCGGUGGCACCAUGCGCUUCAGGGCAGGAGGCGCCUUCCGUGCGCCCAGGAUCCCCGGGGAAUCAGGCGGACGUGGCGUGUCAGUGUCCGCCCGCUUCGUGUCCUCGUCCUCCUCCAGGGGCUACGGUGGAGGCUAUGUGGGCGCCCAGGCCGGGUCCAACGGGCUGCUGGUGGGCAACGAGAAGGUGACCAUGCAGAACCUCAAUGACCGCCUGGCCUCCUACCUGGAGAAGGUGCGCGCCCUGGAGGUGGCUAAUGGUGACCUGGAAGUGAAGUUCCGUGACUGGUACCAGAAGCAGGGGCCCGCGCGCAACUACAGCCACUACUUCAAGACCAUCCAGGAGCUGCGGGACAAGAUACUUGGUGCCACCAUUGAGAACUCCAAGAUUGUCCUGCAGAUCGACAAUGCCCGUCUGGCUGCGGAUGACUUCCGAAAGAAGUUUGAGACGGAGCAGGCCCUGCGCAUGAGCGUGGAGGCCGACAUCAACGGCCUGCGCAGGGUACUAGAUGAGCUGACCCUGGCCAGAGCCGACCUGAAGAUGCAGAUUGAAGGCCUGAUAGAAGAGCUAGCUUACCUAAAGAAGAACCAUGAGGAGGAAAUCAGUGCUCUAAGGGCCCAGGUGGGUGGCCAGGUCAGUGUGGAGGUGGAUUCCACUCCGGGCAUUGACCUAGCCAAGAUUCUGAGUGACAUGAGAAGCCAAUAUGAAGUCAUGGCUGAGAAGAACCGGAAGGAUGCUGAAGUCUGGUUUACCACCCAGACUGAGGAGCUGAACCGGGAGGUUGUUGGCCACACUGAGCAGCUGGAGAUUAGUAAGACGGAGGUCACUGACUUGAGGCGUACCCUCCAGGGUCUGGAGAUCAAGCUGCAGUCUCAGCUCAGCAUGAAAGCUGCCCUGGAAGGCACGCUGGCAGAAACGGAGGCUCGCUUCGGAUCCCAGCUGACACAGAUCCAGGCUGUGAUCAGCAGUAUUGAAGCCCAGCUGAGUGAUGUGCGCGCUGACACUGAGCGGCAGAACCUGGAGUACCGGCAGCUCAUGGACAUCAAGACACAGCUGGAGCAGGAGAUCGCCACCUACCGCAGCCUGCUGGAGGGCCAGGAAGCCUACAACAACCUGCCCACCACCAAGACCGCCUGAGUCCAGCAGCCUCCUGGGUUUCCUGCGGACCAGCAGAGGGCUGCCCCUGGGUGGGGGCAUGAGAGGGGAGGGACCCUUAUGUCUGGCUCUCUCUCUGACCUGCC
Molecule: messenger RNA, 1295 nt
Organism: Hipposideros armiger (great roundleaf bat)
Lineage: Eukaryota; Metazoa; Chordata; Mammalia; Chiroptera; Hipposideridae
Product: keratin, type I cytoskeletal 19
Biological process (GO): intermediate filament organization; epithelial cell differentiation
Cellular component (GO): cytoskeleton
Molecular function (GO): structural molecule activity
Source: RefSeq, a predicted model, not a curated record